Molecule: messenger RNA, 816 nt
Organism: Oikopleura dioica
Lineage: Eukaryota; Metazoa; Chordata; Appendicularia; Copelata; Oikopleuridae
Source: the annotation of a GenBank genome assembly
AUGACCAGAAUUGCAAUUAUCGGUGGAACCGGACUUGAAGAUCCAGAUGUCUUCCAAGACAAGACUGAAGUGAGCGUGGAAAACACUCCUUGGGGAGAAGCUUCGACAAUCUGGAAGGGCAAGCUAAACUCGGUGGAGGUAUUCGUCCUUUCGAGACACGGAAAAUCACAUGAGCUGUCUCCGUCUCAAGUCAACUACUGCGCCAAUUUAUGGGCGCUGAAGCAGCUUGGUGUCACGCAUGUUAUAGCCACCACUGCCUGUGGAAGUCUCCGAGAAGAGUACGCUCCAGGUGAUCUUGUUGUUGUCAGCGACUACAUCGACAUGACAAAGACUCGGACUUACACGCACUUCGGAACUUCCCCAACUGGGCCAAAAGGAAUCGCUCAUGUUCCCGCUAAGCCCGCUCUAGACGAGGGACUCCGACAAAUGGUCAUCAAGGUGAUGAAAGACACGGACGUAUCCUUCAAAGAAAAUGGAACAUGCGUAGUUAUUGAAGGUCCGCGCUUUUCAACCCUGGCCGAGAGCAAAAUGUAUUCGAGUUUCUUCGGCGGCGACAUUGUCAACAUGACUCUCUCGCCUGAAGCAGCUAUUGCUAAAGAAAUGAAACUGCAUUAUGCUUCGAUUGCGCUUGUUACUGAUUACGACUGCUGGAAGGAAAGUGAAGAAGUCUCAGUCGAGAAAGUCCUGAAGCAGAUGAAAACGAAUGCGAGAAAUGCGGUCAAAGUCCUGCAAAAGCUAAUUCCGCUUGUGGCCGAAAAAGACUGGACUGCUGAAAGAAACGAAUUGACAGCAACAAUUGAUGGCUCGGUAAUGUGA